CCUUUGCUACGUUUGGCCCUCAACUACCUCUCGCUCGUUCAGUCAGUUUUAUAGAUAAAUAUAUAUCUAACAUAUAACAUAUACUUUCAGCUAGCUGUAUAUAUAUAUAUAUAGGAUAGGAAAAAUGGUUGGAAAGGUGUCGAAAGCUGAUAAGAAAAUUGCGUAUGAUGCAAAGCUGUGCCGGUUUCUAAAUGAGUAUACUCAGGUUCUUGUGGUGGCGGCUGACAAUGUUGGAUCAAAUCAGUUGCAGAACAUCAGGUAGGGUUUGAGGGGCGAUUCUGUUAUUCUGAUGGGGAAGAAUACUAUGAUGAAACGGACUAUUAGGAUCCAUGCUGAUAACUCUGGAAAUAAGGAGAUCCUUAAUCUCAUCCCUCUUCUUGUUGGUAAUGUUGGACUGAUAUUUACAAAGGGUGAUUUGAAGGAAGUUAAAGAGGAAGUUGCCAAGUAUAAGGUCGGAGCUCCAGCUCGUGUUGGUCUAAUUGCUCCAAUGGAUGUGGUUGUUCCCCCUGGCAAUACUGGGCUUGACCCAUCUCAGACCUCUUUCUUCCAGGUUCUUAACAUUCCCACCAAGAUUAACAAGGGUACUGUUGAAAUCGUCACUCCUGUUGACCUUAUCAAGAAGGGGGACAAGGUGGGUUCAUCCGAGGCUGCUCUGUUGGCAAAACUUGGCAUUAGGCCAUUCUCUUUUGGUCUUGUUGUUGUCUCUGUUUAUGAGAAAGGGUCUGUUUUUAGCCCGGAUGUGCUUGAUUUGACUGAGGAUGACCUUGUUGACAAGUUUGCCAUGGGGGUGUCCAUGGUUACUUCCUUGGCUUUGGCUAUCCAUUAUCCAACCCUGGCAGCUGCUCCUCACAUUCUCAUCAAUGGCUACAAGAAUCUUCUUGCAAUUGCUGUGGAGACUAAUUUCUCUUUCCGGUUGGCAGACAUGAUGAAGGAAUACCUUGAGAAUCCAAACAAGUUUGUAGCCGCGGCACCUGUUGUUGCUGGAGGUGGACCUGCUGCAGAAGCUGCCCCUGUUGAAGAAGAGCUGGCUGAAGAAUCAGAUGAUGAUAUGCCUUUUACCUUGUUUGAUGAUGAGUAAUUGGUCUUUUCUAGUUAAUACAUUGGCUUUUGCUACUAGUAUAUCAGCCUGCAGGUUUAGUAUUAAUAUUAGCUUUCGAUUUGCUACUACUAUUAAUGUCAGUUUGUUACUAUUACAAGCUUGAUUUACUACUUUAUGAAUCAUAACAUUAGUAUCUUUGGUGCAUGAUAUUUUCAUCGUCCAUGUUUAUGCAUUUUCUAUUAUUCUAUUA
Molecule: messenger RNA, 1289 nt
Organism: Erigeron canadensis
Lineage: Eukaryota; Viridiplantae; Streptophyta; Magnoliopsida; Asterales; Asteraceae
Product: 60S acidic ribosomal protein P0-like
Exons: 5
Coding region: 290-1078 (262 amino acids)
Biological process (GO): cytoplasmic translation; ribosomal large subunit assembly
Cellular component (GO): cytosolic large ribosomal subunit
Molecular function (GO): large ribosomal subunit rRNA binding; structural constituent of ribosome
Source: RefSeq, a predicted model, not a curated record